UUUCAAAGAAUUUUCGUCUCAUCCCCUCCUGCCAGGUCUGGUGGCUGCUGUUCAAACAAUCCAAUCAAUAGCAGAGAAGAAAUUUUCUCGCUCUACAGGAACAAUGGGAGCUGCUAUCGAUCCGCUGUAAGGAUAUGUGCCUGUAAGAAGAUAUCGCACCAUAAAUUUUCCUCGAAUAAGAAGGGAAGAAAGAUUCCCGUUCCCGUGUUGUGUGGUGCUUUAGAUCGGAGAAGCAGGCGAGCAGUGAAAGAUAUAUAGACAAAAAAUCAAUAAAGACCAAAAUUGUUUUCGGACAGAUUCAGCUCAAGUGAAGCGAAAAACUCACAUUCAACUUUUUUUGCCUCCUCCUUGGACAAGCUGCGGGCUAAAGAGCCUCUAGAAAACCAAACAGUGCUACGGAAGAAGCGAGUUAGUGUGAAAGAAAAGAACGGAAGAAACAUUGAACCGAUAUCCUUACGCACGCACGGAGAGAAAAAUCACAGCUACUAGUGUAAUAAUGAAUUUGGUAAAUUUAACGUCAAUCUGUGGGUGUGGGAUGUGCUACUAGUGCUCCUGAUUGCCAAGUCUCCAACUCCUACCGUCGGUCAGGCGGCACUGGGUGGUUGACAGAGUGGGUGGAAAAUUAACGUGGUGGAGGUGGUGAAAUGUAAGUGUCGAUUCCACCACUGUAUCUCACCGCAGCAGCCCGUGCCUACUGUUUGGACUUUUUCUCCCGUGGGGUGGAAUAGAAACGCAAGUGUAAGUGCAGACCCUACUCGUCGUUGUGAGUGUGCAAAAAACUCUACUAAUGACUUUGCCAAGCAUUGAGGCGUGAGGAAGUGUCACAAGACCGGAUCAGCACUACACUACUACACGGCUAGCCACUCUAGGUCUGACAAAGGCGAAACGGCAGACAAAAGUGUCUCUAUUGCGCAUAAAUUGAAAGCAUACUCGCUGUCGUCGUUUUUUUUUCUUUCUAUUCUCGCUUACACCGAAGAAUCGAACGCUGACUGUGUUGGUGUGAAAUAAUAUCAAAUUACAUUACACCUCUUAGCUAGUGUGAGUGUGUCAACCGCGGGCGCAACACCACGCAAGAGAAUAAAUAAGAGCAUAAACAUAAACGAGUGUGUCCAAACACGCACACAUGCCCGCCGUAAGCCAGCAAACAACCCGAAAAGGGGGAGACUAGAAAAAUAAUAAACAACGGCGUCAAAAGAAAAUAAAUAACAACCCAACACAUGCACACUCAGCAGCUUGCGACUACGAUUUCUACACCGGGAGAGAAGAAGUUUUUGUGAGCAAGAGUUUGAGAAGCCGUCGAGAGAGAGAAAAUAGCAGAAAAAAACAGUCAAAGCCUUCUUUAAUAAUCGCUAUCACCCCCGCCACCAGAGUCCACUGUUGUUCACACCGCACACUAGUCCAACGACCACGCAAAGUGUCCCCCCACGACGACGUCGGCCGUUGUGCAUUCUCGGGACCGGUUUUUGUCCUCUUCUUGGUGACGAAGACUUCACACAAGACUUUUCGCUCUCUAAUCCGAUGUUAGUGUACCGAUUGGACGCGACACACCAAUCCGCGACGAUUAUCACACAAAAUAGAGGGAGUGGCCUGACCAUAAGCAGCACCGCAUCCGACAGUGUGUGUGCAAGUGUGAGCGAGAGGCCAGAGGGGUGCGGUCGACACCAGUUCAACACGAAAGGUGUGAUUACAGACACCAAAAACCAGACACCAAGCGCUUAGUUUGUCGCUGCAGCGGUAACCAGUUCAUACACGGCCGGCGUGAAGUUAGCAUCGUUGUUGUUGUUGUAGUUUUUGUUUCGUUUUUUUCUCUCGCUCUCGUGUGACUCUCGCAGCCUCCCCCUGGCAGCCGUGGAGCUUCAUAGUCCCCCACUCCACCAUCAUCGAGUGUACCAGUUAUGGGUGUGAGUGUGUCACGAUAUUUCACGACAUGGCACGCAUUUUUCACGGCUCUACUGAUGCGUGAGUGUAGUUGCCUUGCUGCGAACGAUCCAAACCCGGUGGCAUAGGCCCAUUAGCCUUACGAGUGCUGUUGCCAACGAACCGUGUGUGUGCUUUUCCCGCGAUCAACAAAUCCGGAAGUGGCGCCGGAAAAUUUCGUGGAAACCAGGAUAAACCAACAAAGGCGGAGGAAAAGCUAACACCAGUUUUGUGUAUCCCCGCGAGUGUGUGUGUGUGUGUUACGUGUACGUGUUACACCGAACCGUGUCGACGAUUAACCGUUGAAGCUUUUGGGUUUAGCUAAAGCGCGACCCACUAAUUAAUUAUUAAUCGUUGCAAAUUAAAAUACUACACUGCUACCGUUGGCAAUAAAUGCUCUGGUAGGAACGACGGUGAAGUGAGUGACAGAAGAUUACGAUUUACCAUGAAAAGAGUAUCGAGGAAGAUUAAUUACUGUGAACGUACUGUGAAUUUACAUUGAAUGUAGGCUAAUCCGAAUAAAGUGUAGUGAAGAAAAAGAAACCGAAACCCGCAAUAGUUUAGUGUGUAGUGACUGUAAACGAUCCGCGGAGAAAAACUAGUUCACCGACGCCAGUCAGGAGAUCGGAAAGGACGACGACGUCACACGUGUGGUGCGAUCUCUCGGUGAUGUUGUGAUGAGAUACGACGGUCAGGAAUUACUUCAAUCUGACGAAUUCAGUAGGCCGGCGAAGGGAAUGGCCUACCAUCCAUUCCUGCAGCUACCGAGACCCACUGACUUCAGCGUGUCGUCGCUGUUGACUGCGGGCUCACCGCCUCAAGGACAGAACUCGCCUAGCGCCGGUCCUGGAGCGGCAGCUGCUGCUGCUGCUGCAUCUGCUGCCGCCGCCGCAAACGUACCGUACUUUCCGGCUGCUGCUCUAGCGGCCCUAACGGGUGCCCCGGGCGGACACCCACCGCAUCUGUAUCCGGGGUCACUGCUGCCAAAGUUACCACCACACCAUCCGCAUCCGCAUCAUCCGCUGGGAGCCGCGUACACUACCGCCGAGGACGUCGUGAUGGCCGCGGUUGCAGCCCAUCAGCACCAUUCGGCGAUGAGACCGCUGCGGGCACUGCAACCGGAAGAUGACGGUGUUGUCGAUGACCCGAAGGUGACCCUGGAAGGCAAGGAGCUGUGGGAGAAGUUUCACAAGCUCGGAACGGAGAUGGUCAUCACGAAAAGUGGCAGACAAAUGUUUCCGCAGAUGAAAUUUCGCGUGUCGGGAUUGGAUGCAAAAGCCAAGUACAUUCUGUUACUGGAUAUCGUGGCAGCGGACGACUACCGGUACAAAUUUCACAACAGUCGAUGGAUGGUGGCUGGCAAAGCGGAUCCGGAGAUGCCGAAACGGAUGUACAUUCAUCCGGAUUCGCCAUCUACCGGUGAACAGUGGAUGCAGAAGGUGGUGUCGUUUCACAAGCUGAAACUGACCAACAACAUUAGUGAUAAGCAUGGAUUUGUUGGCGAUGCCUCCGUCGUCUGGACAAUCCUCAACUCAAUGCACAAAUACCAGCCCAGAUUUCACUUAGUCCGAGCGAACGAUAUCCUGAAGCUACCGUACUCAACGUUUCGAACCUACGUGUUUAAGGAGACCGAGUUCAUAGCCGUAACUGCAUAUCAAAACGAAAAAAUAACGCAAUUGAAAAUAGAUAAUAAUCCUUUCGCGAAAGGGUUUCGUGAUACCGGUGCUGGUAAGCGGGAAAAGAAUGGGUCUUUCCCUCUUUCCAGCUGUUCCGCUUUCCGACAAUCGCUUAUGGGCCAGCGAAGUUCGGACGGCGAUAAGCUAAGUCCGAGCUCCGUUAGCUCCUCCCGAGGUCCAGCUGGAUUGGACCACCGAACGAAUAGCAUAUCAAACCUGGACGAUGACGACAAGCUGUUGGAUGUCGUAGGACCACCACAGAGCCCACUCCUCUCACUCAGCCAGCAGAUGCAACAUCAUGCAGGUUGGUUCAACUUUGAAGACGUGCAACGGGCGGAGGAAGCGAUGCGACGGCGGCUUCAGUCCGAUGAGAACGAGCGCGACGGAAGUGAUUCCAACUGCUCGGACAGUGUUUCAGGAAGCACAGGUGCCUUUCGUCCGACCUCGGGCAGUCCAAAAGAGUCGUCGAGUAGCGCCGGUACGUCAUAUCCUUCGCCGAACAUCUCCGUCGGGCCACCAAUCCACCCGCCUCCACACUUGUUACCGUAUCUGUACCCGCCGGGGCUAUACCCGCCGCAUCAUUUGUCGCUCCUGCACAAUCAUGCCGCAGCUGCUGCAAUGAACCCCAGCCUACUGUUCAACGCCCAACUUGCCCUGGCGGCACAGCAUCCGGCCUUUUUCGGUCAUUACUCUGGUCACUCACCAUCCUCGCCACUGCACAGUCUCAAAGGUCACCGUUUUUCACCGUACAGUUUACCCGGAUCCGGGCUAGGAUCGGCAUUUGAUGCCGUCACGCCCGGUUCAAACUCCGGUGGCCCACGAAGUCUUAGCAGUAGUCCACAUCCACGAGCUGCCUCAAAUUCACCGCCAACCAGGCCAAUUUCAGUAUCUCCGACACCCACACAGAAUCCGACAUCUCCUGCCUCGGCGGAAGCAGGAUCUACUGCCACUACCACCGCAGCCGUCCCUCAACCUCCACCAUCAGCAAUGGUCACCACCAUGCCUUCCAACUCACCGUCCGAGUUGAAAAGCAUAGAAAAAAUGGUCAACGGUCUGGAAGUGCAGCACAACAUCAACGGUAAUGUGGAGAACAGCAAACUGCAACAGCUCGCCGGGCACGACCAGUGACGACUCCUGGACUGUCCGGCGGGUGACAGUAGUUUGAAGCUCGACCAGGACAUGUGACAGUUGGCAAUAAGCUCUAGCAAGAUAUUCAGCGCAAUAUGAAUGAAUCUCUUGUACACGGCGUGGCCACUCGGUGAACAUCGGGUCCUCUUCUCCACCGCCGGAGGGUUUCGAAUGAGAAUGUUAGCAGAACCUGUUAUUUAGAUGAAUUACUGUGCAAAUAUUUAUGAUUAAAGCUAGUGUGUCGAAACGCGAUCAAUGGUAGAGGAAUCACAAGUCAAACCUCUGGAAUUUUGUGUAAAGUUAGCUAAAUCAAUCCUUAGAAGGACUAAAAAAUUUCGCAUUAUUUUUAACAAAGCAAAAGUUCAAUUUUAAUCGCUUCGCAUUGAUUGUAUUGUAAAUAGACAGACCGUACUCGGGAAACGCCCAGGAGGCCCGUUGAAGGAAGUAUUAAGCUGCGAUCAUCAGGAAUAAUUUCGUUGAGGGUAGAAGUUCGCGAUUCACUACAAAAUGGGAUGAAAAUGGGAAUAACAUUUACCAAAGAGUCGAUUAACUAUUGUAAAUAUUAUCGUUGUACAGAACAGGGUGAGGAGCCGGCUGGGAAGCCGAUCUUCGCCUAAUGGCUAAUCGGUAGACUGAUUCUCUAGGCAUAACCUAAUUUGCGUGGGAACGAGGGGAAACAUGGAAUUGAAAUAAAUGCAAACAUUAUCCUAUUGGAUAUUCUGGUGUUAAGCGAAACGGAUUUUCGUCUUCGGUAGGCCAAGUGUCAUAGAAAAAAAACUAGACUUUGUAGAAAUGAUUUAUAAUCAGGAUUUAGAAGGUAAGCUUUAGUUUCAGAAAAAUAUUUGUCCGUUGAAGUAUCUUAUAAAAGGUUCCAAGGCAGAUUGAAUUUUACACAGAAAAAUUAAAAAUGAGAUAUAUUAUUAACCCUUGAUUUCUAGAACAAGCCAAAAAAUUUCUAAGCGUUGCUAAAUUUUUGCUCCAAACCACAUGAUCCCGAUUUUCAGAUACUUACUCACAACAUGUUUCUUGAUUGAGGAUUCUAAAAGACUAUUUAAAUUCGACUGGUGGCUCCCGAUAGAAAGCUAAAUGUCAAAACAGGAUGGCAUCUCUAGUUUUUUCAUUUCCGUUAUAAAUUCCAUAAAAACGAUAUUUUUCACUGGGAAUUGACGUAAUAUUGUAUGUUUAAGCCUUGUGAAAACAAACUAAAAUCGCUUCGGUAAAAAACACUGCCUCUGAGGUCCAAUCAAAUUGAAUCACUUUUCUUCCAUGAGAGAAUUGAAAACCCACAUACAUUCGAUCUUCUUAUCUUCUAAUAAUAAGUUCCUUAAUUAUUACUAAAAAAUAAAAGCCGAACCGUUAGACCCCUUACCAUUUUAAAAGUUUUGAGAAUAUUUAGCUACCGUGAAUCUCAAAUGUUCAAUCAACUACAAACUAACUGAGACUUGCGCCAGAAAACCCUGCUCAUUGCAACCAGCGAACCAGUUUACCGACCAGCCUGAUCCAGCAAAUUACAUCUCAUUGUGUACAUUUUGUACAGUCAUUAUAGCCUAUUUUAAAAAUUACAAAAAAAUACUAACAGCAUUUGAAAAUCAAGUGACGAUUGACCUUUUCUCAGAAACAAACUAACAUAUAUAGUUAAACUUGACAAAGUAAGAAAAGCUAAACAAAACAUCAUACGAAUUAUAAAUUUCAACACUUAAAACCACAAAAAGCAAGUACUAUAGUAGAAUUGAAUCAUUUUAAAAAGCAUGAAGAAGAGAAAAAAGGAAUGUAAAGUUAAUUCUGUAAAAAAACAAGGUGCAGAGAGGAAGAAACAAACCUAGACUCGGAAGGCCCGCAGAACAAAACUAUACAAAACACACAAAAAAGCUCGCUGAAAGCGAGUGCCCCAACCAUGGAAAUGAACUAGUGUAAAACUGUUUUAAACAAAUUUCGCUUCCCACUAAGUUAUUUAUUUUGUUUUGUAUACCUACUUUUCUGUGCACUUUUGUGCGUCGCUCGGGUUGUAUACACGAAGGAAAGCAAACAACAACCACAAUAACAACCGCAGAACCCCUCAGCUCCUGUGUUAUUUAAUUUAGGUUAAUUUCUCAUUUCGCAGCGUCCUCAAUUUUAGCAUGUAGUAUUGUAAACAGAAAACAAGUGUAAAACGCAAGCAACUAAUCGCAGGAAAUGUAAACAUUAGUUAAGAUAGCAGCAAUUAAUCGGAUGAAUCAGAAUAUGAUUUAAAUUAAUGCUACUGAACAAGAAAGUGUGAUAAUUUAUUGAGUAAUAGUUUUCCUUUUUUAUAAUUGAUACCCAUCAUCCGCAGAGACUAAGUUCCCAGGAAAAACGAUCCUCCUGUUUUGUUACGAGCAAUAUUACGAUUAGAGUAUCCGUUUCUAGGCAACCCAAACUUUGAUUUGAAAUAUAGAAAACAAACACAGCAUGCGCUGAUCAAAACGAACAGUGGAGAGUUGUGUGCAGUUCACAGUCUUACAAUCACCACCACGAGACGCAAGCAAGCAAGAACAAAUCUAGACUAUUUUUGUAAGUCGUAAAAGAGCAAUAAUUGAAAAGUAAAUAUAUGACAAAACUAUUUUAAGAAAUAAAUUAAAAAAUAUUAUAAUUAAAAUUUAAACUA
Messenger RNA from Topomyia yanbarensis, 7344 nucleotides. RefSeq names its product optomotor-blind protein (gene bi). Lineage: Eukaryota; Metazoa; Arthropoda; Insecta; Diptera; Culicidae. Gene Ontology annotation, biological process: regulation of transcription by RNA polymerase II; positive regulation of DNA-templated transcription; cell fate specification. Bases 2595 to 4721 code for a protein of 708 amino acids. Gene Ontology annotation, molecular function: RNA polymerase II cis-regulatory region sequence-specific DNA binding; DNA-binding transcription factor activity, RNA polymerase II-specific. The transcript is spliced from 8 exons. The record is from RefSeq and is a predicted model, not a curated record. Gene Ontology annotation, cellular component: nucleus.